Coprinopsis cinerea okayama7#130 is the source of this 1950-nucleotide messenger RNA. RefSeq lists its product as hypothetical. The transcript has 8 exons. Lineage: Eukaryota; Fungi; Basidiomycota; Agaricomycetes; Agaricales; Psathyrellaceae. The record is from RefSeq and is a predicted model, not a curated record. The coding region runs from base 1 to 1950 and encodes 649 amino acids.
AUGGCCGUUCCGGACCUCCUCCACGAGUUUGAACUAGGUGUUGGCAAGGAGAUAUUCAUACACCUUAUCCGUAUUUUGAACGCGUAUGACCCUGCCAAGCUGCAGCAAUUAAAUGACAACUAUCGUGCUGUUCCAACUUAUGGCCGCAACACUAUCCGUCGGUUUCCAAAACGUGUUUCAGAUAUGAGGAAGCUAGCUGGGCGCGACUAUGAGGACAUUAUCCAGUGUGCAGUUGCCUGUUUCGACGGCCUUCUUCCCAAAAAGCACAAUACUGUGGUGCUGGACCUUCUAUUCGAGCUUGCUACAUGGCAUGGGUUAGCCAAGUUACGUCUUCACACAUCCACUACCCUUAAUGCCCUGGAGACCUCCACUACCCGACUCGGGCAGAGAAUCCGCCGGUUUAUUUCUGUUACUUGCAGUGCAUUUGACACCCGGGCCCUUCCAAAAGAGAUCCUCGCAAAGGCAAAACGACGAGCCAAGGCUCAAUUAGGGAGGUAUGGCACCACUGAUGGAUACUCAACGCAGACGGGCGAGUGCGAGCACCGGCGUGUAAAAAAGCUGUAUGAAAAGUCCGAUCGCCGUGAUUACACGCAAGGGAUUGCCAAGCUCCAGCGACGCGAGCGUAUUAUGCACCAGUUCAGAGCAUCUAGAAAGAAGGGUCAAGCCAUGAAGACGAAAGGCGAGCCGCUGAAAGGUGUUAGGGCAUCAGUCGACUUCGAUAUAGAUGAACCCUUACCCGAUGGCGCUCCCGAUCUCCCCUACCAGAUGUCGCAUGAAACCAAACGCGCCGGGACAAUCCGAAUGACCCAGCCCUUGAGGACUUUCUAUCGGGAUCUACUCACGCACCUGCGUUUGCGCCUCAUGGGCCUCCCUUAUGACGGUGACGAUGAACACCAGUUCACCGAUGAGGAGCUCGCCCAGGUCAUUAUUGUUGAUGACAUGCUCUUCCGCCACAAGGUCCUUCGAAUCAAUUACACAACAUAUGAUAUGCGACGAGAUCAAGACUCACUAAAUUCCGGACGACACGCUGACAUCAUGGUCCUUGCCCACGAGAAUUCGGACACUUCAUACUGGUUUGCCCGGAUUUUGGGUACAUUCCAUGUUCGAGUGCUGUACACUGGACCUGGUGCACCACCAGGGCCUGCACGAGAGCGCACCAUGGAUUUUGUAUGGGUACGAUGGCUGGCCAAGGCAGCUGACUACGAGGGAGGGUGGGCGAAGAAGAGGCUUCCCCGAGUAGGUUUCAUCAACCCCAAGAAAGACGACUCACCUGCGUUCGGCUUCCUGGACCCCAAGCACAUCAUCCGAGGAGUGCAUCUCAUUCCUGUUUUUGGAAAGGGAAGGUCAAGCAACGGAAUGCGGAAUACCAUUGCGAGGCCCGAGACCGACAAUGGGACUGACUGGAACUAUUUUCAUGUCAACAUAUUUGUUGAUAGGGACAUGAUAAUGAGGUUCCGGGGGGAUGGGGUAGGCCAUAUUGCAACCCACGAUGCAACGAAGGCACUGCUGAGGGACCGUGAUGCGCUCGACAUCCCCCCAGACCCCGGCACAGAGUCUAGUGGUAGUAGUCAGGGCAUGGAAACAGGGAGCCCGGAAGAGGAUGAAGAGAUGGAUGCUGGAGAGGAUGAGGAUGACAAUGAAGAAGGCGAUGAUGGCGAAAACGAAGACGACGAUGGCGAAGACGACGAUGAGGAUGAGAGCGAAGAUGAUGAUGAGGAUGAGAGUGAAGACGACGAUGGUGAUGACGACGACAGUGAGACCAGUGAUGGUGACGGUGGCGACAGCGGGGAAAGCGACCAUGGCGAUGACACAGGACAGGAAUCUGGAACAGACGAGGGAUCUUGGGAUGGCGAUGACGACGAUAGGUUUAUUGAUCCAGAUGACCUCGGGGCUGAGGACGGUGAGGACAGAGGUGAUUUACUUGACGAGUUGGAUUAUGCGCCCCUUUGA